AAAGGGACUGAGAGAGUGAGAGAAUUGACCCUUUUUUUUUCUAAAGCAGUAAUCCUAAUAUGACUGGCUGCCACUUUUCUCUCUCUCCUCCUAUCUCUCUUUCUUUUGCUUAUAUUCAUGUCUGUGUGAUGAUCUUUCACGGCCACUGCAUUUAUCACCUCUCUCCACAGAAACCCAGAUGGUGUUUUCAUCCUCUCUGUGUAUAUAUGUGUGUGUUCAAAGGGAGGUUUUGUUGUAUGUUGGAGCUGAGGUGGUCCAGUGAUCCACUUGGGUUGUAAAGUGAAAUUCAAGAUUCUUGUGGUGCUCUGAGAGGUGAACAAGGAAGUUUCUUUUGGUAGAGUUUGGGCAGAUGUGCUCGGUUUAUCAUUAGCUGAAGGUAUUCUAUGGAGAAUUGGGUGGUUUGUUCACAUGAUUUAUCAUAACCCUGCAGCUUUCUUGAAAAUCUUGUUUGCCAAAUGGAUUUUUGCUCUCCAAAACUCGAGCUAUGAAGGAAGAUCAUAAUCGAGUUUUCUGUCAUUCGAGUGUUUGCAAGGAGGAGGCCGAUUUGGCUUUCUUUGAAGAGAAAGUGGCGUUUGAUUCCAAUGAUCCCGGGCUUGAAAUCUCCCCGCUAGACUCAUCUGUUGAUCGUAAAGAUCAAUUUUUGUUGUCUGAUAUAUCAUCUGCAGCAGAGUUUUCACACUCAGAUCCUGAUAACAGUGUUAUUAAAUGUGAGCUUCAUGAGUUAACAGUGUACAAUGUUGUCAAAGAUAUCUGUGUCGAUGAGGGGGCUCGUGGGGUCGAUAAGAUUUCAAUAGAAAGCUGGACAGGCGAUCCUGAUCAAGACAAAAACCGUGAUAUCCAAGAAGACGAUGACAGUAAAUUGCUUGCUGAAGAUCAAUCAAAACCAGGAGAUUUUGAUGGUGAUGUUGCUGAUGAAUGUACAACAAAGGAAAAGGAAGAUAUCAAACCAAUUGUUUCAGAUCCUCGAAAAUUUUCCUCAGAAGUUGAUGAUAGCAAAGAUGCUUUUGUAGAAUCAACACAUGAACAGAAUUCUCAGAUGCCUUCUGAAGAGGCGAACACAGCUGAGAAGAGCGCUGAAAAGCUCCCCGAAUCUGUCCUCAUCUCAGAACCUUUGCACGAGGUCGAGAAUUCUGAUAAAACUUCAGCCUCGAACGCCAUCCAAGCUCAGCUGCCCGAGUUAGAAGAUAGGCCUAAAACCGAGGAUAAGGCCUCGAAUUAUCUCCCAAUUGCCAGCACCAGAUCAGAUCGGUUUACAGAUGGGGAGACUAGUUUCUCUGCAGCAGGCUCUCUCUCGGCUCUGAUUGCAUACUCGGGGAGCAUUUCUCUUCGUUCAGAUAGUAGCACAACGAGCACCCGAUCCUUUGCCUUCCCGGUAUUACAAUCGGAGUGGCAUGGCAGUCCCGUGAGAAUGGCAAAACCGCAGAAGAAGAGAGGGUGGAGGCACAGUAUUCUCUGCUGUAGAUUCUGAAUUCUUACCAUUUCAUCUAUAGGCUCUUAGGUUGGUAUAUACAUCACAAAAACCAGAGGGGUUCACAAUUCAUUGCUAUAUUGGUUUUUGAGUAUACAUGUUGAUAUCAUCUUUUAGGCUAUUGGGUGCAGUUUCUAGUAGGGGUUUAGCAUUGCUUGGAGUUGCAGAUUCAAAAUCUUUCCUGUGCUACACUAUAUAUUAUAUUGUAUUUAGGUUUAGGAAGUUUUGCCAAAUUGUUGUUUAGGCAAUUUCCUUGCACAUACAGUUUCUUGAGUUGGUAAAUACAAUCUAUUUGACUCAGACUAGUUUAAAUUCAA
This is a messenger RNA of Ipomoea triloba (trilobed morning glory), 1785 nucleotides long. RefSeq lists its product as uncharacterized. The record is from RefSeq and is a predicted model, not a curated record. The transcript has 5 exons. Gene Ontology annotation, biological process: regulation of asymmetric cell division. NCBI's taxonomy places the organism in Eukaryota, Viridiplantae, Streptophyta, Magnoliopsida, Solanales, Convolvulaceae. Bases 485 to 1468 code for a protein of 327 amino acids.